Zingiber officinale is the source of this 2736-nucleotide messenger RNA. RefSeq lists its product as uncharacterized. Lineage: Eukaryota; Viridiplantae; Streptophyta; Magnoliopsida; Zingiberales; Zingiberaceae. The coding region runs from base 521 to 2494 and encodes 657 amino acids. The transcript is spliced from 2 exons. The record is from RefSeq and is a predicted model, not a curated record.
UACUUCUCUUUCUGGAUUGUGACUCGGCUUAGAAAGCGUUGAGUUCGUUCUUCUCCCCGCGUGUUUCCGCUCUCCGCGUCUCAAAAGAAUCCAAAAACAAAAAGGUAACUAAACCCUAGUUCUUCAUCCGCGGCUGCUCCAAGAUCUCGGUCUGCUCGAUUUAUCGUGUUGGGAGUUUAAGAACCGCCGAUUGCCGUUCUUCGUCUACUCUGCUUUCAUCGAAGAGGAGCAGAGCGAAUCUUCUCAUACUCAGGCUUUCCUGUUGCUUAACUGCCAUUGAUGGCAUUGUUGGCUGAAGCUCCGUGCCUGUUUGUUUGACUUGAGUGCUUAUUGAUCACCUUACUUUGGCACUGAGUAUUACAUAAUGGACCGUCGUGAUACAUCUGGUUUUGUCAGUGGAGGUUGCAGUCCUUCAUUCAAGUAUUUCUUGGUAAUGUUUUAUUAACUUGGAGUCCUAGAAGACAGGCUGACUGGUCCUUUUCUCAUCGAGUUAGGCUGAUAAAGGGAUUCUUUCACAAUAAUGGUGGCAAACAAGAGCGUGCUUUCUGUAGAUUUUACAACGAACCUCCCCUCAUUUGGUUUCAGCAGGUCAAUGCAAUUAGGAGGCCAACGCAGCACUGAUGCCAAAACACCACUUGAUCCCCUUUCAGAUCUGCAUGAUUCAACUCCCAACAUGGAAAGGACAACAUGGGAGUUUAAGGAAUUUAGUGAAAUUAAAAAUUCAGAAUAUCCCUUGCCAGGCCAAUCAUCAAGUUCCUCGUACGUCAGCAAGAUGAGCUCGACAUCUGUUUCCACUACGUCUUUGGUGCAGGAAACUGAUGAAGAAUCCUCCGUGAACCUAGAACUGGAUAUGCAGCUUCAUCUUGGAAGUAGGAACAGGAACAGCUUGACUCCUGCUAAAUCAUCAGUUAAUGAUCUGAAGGCUUAUCCUACUGGGCACCCGCUUGACUUGCAAUUAAGUCUAUCAAUUGGAUCUUCUGCAUCUGCUUUAUCCAGUGCCAGCUCAAUCUCAGACCUAAAAUCAAAUAGCCUGAACAACUCUGCAUUUGCAAAACCAGUGGUUCUGUCUGGGAAUGAGGAAGGGUCGGCUGCCCAUUUCCGGAUAUUUGGGGUGCGCCUUCAACCUUGUGCAGCCAACUUAGAAACAUCUAUCAGUUUUUCUUCUGCAGAGAAAGAGUGUACUCAAGCCGAUUCAACUUCAAUUGUUCUGAACGGGAAAUCAACCACGAUGCAGGCAUUGAACAAACCAGUUACCUGUACUUCAGGGGCUUCAAAUUUACAGAAACGCAAAAAUAGAAUAAAUUUCUGUCAGUUCGAGGGGUGUACCAAAGGCGCAAGAGGUGCUUCUGGUUUGUGCAUAGCUCAUGGUGGGGGGCAGAGAUGCCAGCGACUUGGCUGCCAAAAGGGAGCAGAGGGCAAGACAAUGUAUUGCAAAGCACAUGGAGGCGGCCGUCGAUGUCAACAUCUUGGCUGCACAAGAAGUGCUGAAGGUCGCACAGAUUACUGCAUUGCUCAUGGUGGUGGUCGCCGAUGCAACAAUCCAAGUUGUAUUCGUGCUGCAAGAGGAAAAUCUGGUUUAUGUAUCAGGCAUGGCGGUGGCAAAAGGUGCCAGUGGGAGAGUUGCACAAAGAGUGCAGAAGGUUCCUCAGGCCUCUGCAUUGCCCAUGGUGGUGGACGGCGAUGCCACGCCAAGGAUUGUACAAAAGGCGCUCAAGGUAGCACACUAUUCUGUAAGGCACAUGGUGGUGGAAAGAGGUGUAUAUUUCCAGAAUGUUCGAAAGGCGCUGAGGGGAGCACUUCCUUUUGUAAGGGACAUGGUGGCGGUAAGCGCUGUUCAUAUCAGGGUGGCGGUGUGUGCCCAAAGAGCGUGCACGGUGGCACUCCAUUCUGUGUAGCUCAUGGUGGUGGAAAGAGGUGUGCUAUCUCUGGGUGUCCUAGAAGUGCCAGAGGGCGGACUAGUUUCUGUGUUGGUCAUGGUGGUGGAAAACGCUGCCAUUUUAAAGGAUGCGAUAAAAGUGCUCAAGGAAGCACUGACUUUUGUAAAGCUCAUGGAGGAGGUAGACGAUGUUCAUGGGGUCAUCCUGGCUCGAGCUUUGGUGUUGGUGAGCCACGCUGUGAUAAGCUUGCCAGAGGUAAAGUUGGUCUCUGUACUGCUCACAGUGCCCUGGUACAGGACCAUUGUGUUCAUGGCGGUGUUAUGCUCGGGCCAAUUACUAUCCCAUGCCCGACUCCUAGAAAACCAGAGACAAUGAAGCUCGAGAACAAUGACGAUGAUUCUGUAGGGUGCACCAAUUUUGAUCCAAAGAAAACAGGACAUUAUCUAACAUCUGAAUACAAGCAUGAAAUUUCUUUUCCGGAAGGCAGAGUGCGCGGAGCAAGUUUAGUAGCGAUGCUCAAAAUCAGUUCAGAGUUUGGCAAUAACAUUAGUGAUCGAGGAACUGCAGUUACUCCGGACCAACAAACUUCGCGCACCCCAAAUGCAACCUGUUUGUGAUAAGCUCCCCUACUUUUUGAGUUUGCUGUAUCUUCUGUCUCGUUUUGUUUGUGUUUUUUUUUUAAAUUGCGAUCGACUUAUGAACAAUCCUUUGCAACAAAAUUAGGGAAUAUGGAUUGGUAAACUAUGUCAGUUGUCGUCGAGCAAUAAUCGACAUGCUAUUGUUGUGAAAUUAUAAGGCUCUAUUGUAAAUUUUAUGCUACCUUUGCAGACUGAUUCUGUGGCUUCAGAAUUAGAUUUCA